AUGGAACCAGGGAAUGAUACACAAAUUUCACAAUUUCUGCUUCUGGGAUUUUCAGAGGAUCUGCAAUUACAGCCCCUCAUAUUUGGACUUUUCCUCUCCAUGUACCUGAUCACCUUGUGUGGAAACCUGCUCAUCAUGGCCACCAUCUCCGACUCCCACCUGCACACCCCCAUGUACUUCUUCCUCUCCAACCUGUCUUUUGCUGACAUCUGUUUCACCUCCACCACUGUCCCAAAGAUGCUGGUAAACAUCCAGACACAGAGCAAGGUCAUCAGCUAUGCAGGCUGCAUCACCCAGAUGUUCUUUUUCAUCCUCUUUGCAGCAUUAGAAAACUCCCUCUUGACUGUGAUGGCCUAUGACCGGUAUGUGGCCAUCUGUUAUCCUCUGUACUACUCUGUCAUCAUGAACCCCUGGCUCUGUGGAAAGCUGGUUCUGGCAUCGUGGACCUUAAGUGCCCUGUAUGCAUUAUUACAGAGCCUAAUGGUGUGGCGGCUGUCCUUCUGUACACAUGUAGAAAUUUCCCACUUCUACUGUGAUCUCAGUAAGAUGGUCCACCUUGCCUGCUCUGACACUUUUAUUAAUGACAUGGUGAUCUAUUUGGCAGCUGUGUUACUGGCUGGUGGUCCCCUCACUGGGAUCCUUUAUUCUUACUCUAGGAUAGUUUCCUCCAUUCGUGCAAUCUCAUCAGCUCAGGGGAAGCACAAAGCAUUUUCUACCUGUGCUUCUCACCUCUCAGUUGUCUCCUUAUUUUAUGGCACAAGCCUAGGAGUGUACUUUAGUGGUGGUGCUACCCAUAGCUCACACUCAAGUGCAGCAGCCUCGGUGAUGUACACUGUGGUCACCCCCAUGCUGAACCCCUUCAUCUACAGUCUGAGGAAUAAAGACAUAAAGAGGGCCCUGAAGGGCACUGUAGGAGGAAAAUGUCAAUUAGCCUGGACCUGA
Messenger RNA from Tupaia belangeri chinensis (Chinese tree shrew), 942 nucleotides. Its product is annotated as olfactory receptor 7A5-like. Lineage: Eukaryota; Metazoa; Chordata; Mammalia; Scandentia; Tupaiidae. The transcript has a single exon. Gene Ontology annotation, molecular function: olfactory receptor activity; G protein-coupled receptor activity. The record is from RefSeq and is a predicted model, not a curated record. The coding region runs from base 1 to 942 and encodes 313 amino acids. Gene Ontology annotation, cellular component: membrane. Gene Ontology annotation, biological process: G protein-coupled receptor signaling pathway.